This is a messenger RNA of Fopius arisanus, 1803 nucleotides long. RefSeq names its product Ubiquinol-cytochrome c reductase core protein 1 (gene UQCR-C1). Bases 58 to 1491 code for a protein of 477 amino acids. Gene Ontology annotation, cellular component: mitochondrion. Lineage: Eukaryota; Metazoa; Arthropoda; Insecta; Hymenoptera; Braconidae. The transcript has 4 exons. Gene Ontology annotation, molecular function: metal ion binding; metalloendopeptidase activity. The record is from RefSeq and is a predicted model, not a curated record.
CUCUUGGAGUUAGACAUAUCGGAGGAUCCGAGAAGUUUCAUCGCCCUGUCUAUAAAAAUGGCGACACGUCUCCUCAGGCUCGGAACCGCGUUGCGGACACAUUCUGAGAAAACAAGUCUUGUCAAGAGCCGCAAGCAAUGGCAGUCGACAGCUGCCUCCUUGAAGGAGGUUCUGAUCAAUCAACCACCUACAAAGACAACAAUGAUGAACAGUGGGAUGAGAGUAGCUAGUGAAGAUACUGGUGCCCCAACAGCAACUGUUGGGCUAUGGAUCGACGCAGGAAGCCGAUGUGAGACUGACAAGACCAAUGGAGUUGCUCAUUUCAUGGAGCACAUGGCCUUCAAGGGGACAGCAAAGCGAUCGCAAACCGACCUGGAGCUUGAGAUCGAGAAUAUGGGGGCCCAUCUUAAUGCCUACACGAGUCGAGAGCAAACUGUUUUCUAUGCGAAAUGUCUCUCUCAGGAUGUGCCCAAGGCCAUUGAGAUACUCAGCGAUAUAAUUCAGAAUUCGAAGCUGGGGGAGAGUGAGAUCGAGCGUGAGAGAGGUGUAAUUCUCCGAGAGAUGCAAGAGGUUGAGACGAACUUGCAGGAGGUGGUGUUUGAUCAUUUGCACGCAGUGGCAUACCAAGGCACUCCCCUGGGUCGAACGAUCCUCGGGCCCACUGAGAACAUCAAGUCCAUCACCAGGAACGACCUUGUGAACUACGUGAGGACCCACUAUGGACCUCCAAGGUUUGUGCUGGCUGGUGCUGGUGGUGUUGAUCACGCCCAAUUGGUGGAUCUCGCUGACAAGCACUUUGGCAAGAUGAAGGGGCCCCACUACGAUGAAAUUCCACCGACUCUGGUGCCAUGCCGUUACACAGGCUCGGAGAUUCGAGUUCGUGAUGACUCGAUCCCUUUGGCCCACAUCGCCCUGGCCGUUGAGGGUGCUGGAUGGACCAGUGCUGACAACAUCCCUUUGAUGGUGGCCAAUACACUGAUGGGAGCCUGGGAUCGCAGUCAGGGUGGUGGUGUAAAUAAUGCCACCAAUCUUGCGCGGGCAUCUGCUGAGGACGGACUCUGCCACAGCUACCAGAGCUUCAACACCUGCUACAAGGACACUGGACUCUGGGGGGUUUACUUCGUCUGUGAUCCUAUGCAGUGUGAGGACAUGGUUUGGAACAUCCAGCAGGAGUGGAUGAAACUCUGCUCUAGUGUCACGGAGAAGGAGGUCAACCGGGCGAAGAACAUCCUCAAGACCAACAUGCUGCUGCAGCUCGAUGGCACCACUGCCGUCUGCGAGGACAUUGGGAGACAAAUGCUGUGUUAUGAUCGAAGAAUUCCUCUUCAUGAACUUGAGGCCAGAAUAGACAGUGUGAAUGCUAAAACAGUUCAAGAAGUUGGAAUGAAGUACAUCUAUGACCACUGCCCAGUCGUCGCCGCAGUCGGUCCAGUAGAGAACCUAACAGAUUACAACAUCAUCAGAUCUCAGCAGUACUGGACCCGAAUUUAAGUCCACCCCAAAAAUUUAGCGAAUAAAAAAAAACUAAAAUCAUGGUGAAAUCGUGUCGUCAAAUCCCCACGAUCUGACAUGGACACGAAACUUAUUCGAUAGUGAAGUGUAAACUCAUUGUAAAUUCUUUCCACGAAUGAAAGAACAGGGGAUAAUCGUCUCGUAAUAGUCACGAGUUCCACAAAAAUCUCCCCCCAUUAUUUAUCAUGUGAAACAGCAACUGUAAAAAUAUUAUGUAAUUACCUGAAGAACUCACUUUACUUCGUUAAUACGAAAAAACUUUAAUGAAAAAUAUACAAUUCGUCGUUUUUA